Molecule: messenger RNA, 1845 nt
Organism: Scomber japonicus (chub mackerel)
Lineage: Eukaryota; Metazoa; Chordata; Actinopteri; Scombriformes; Scombridae
Gene: xkr4
Product: XK related 4
Exons: 4
Coding region: 1-1845 (614 amino acids)
Biological process (GO): engulfment of apoptotic cell; phosphatidylserine exposure on apoptotic cell surface; apoptotic process involved in development
Cellular component (GO): plasma membrane
Source: RefSeq, a predicted model, not a curated record
AUGGCGGCUAAAUCGGACGGGGUCCUGAAGAUGAAGAAGAGCGACGUGGCCUUUACUCCCCUGCAGAACUCGGAGCACUCCGGUUCAGUGCAGGGACUCCACCCGGGCGUCCAGCCCGACUCUGCGGGCACCAGGGAUGGAGACUUCGCUAACGGAGAGUCGCGUUGCUGCGGCGGGAGAGGCUCCAACUCGACGUGCCUUCGCCUGGGUAGGGAGCAGCAGAAAUACACUGUGUGGGACUGCCUGUGGAUAGUAGCCGCAGUGGCCGUGUAUUUGGCCGAUGUGGGCACUGACGUGUGGCUGUCGGUCGACUAUUACCUCCGCCGUGACUACUGGUGGUUUGGCCUGACGCUCUUCUUCGUUGUGCUGGGCUCCUUCUCGGUCCAGCUCUUCAGCUUCAGAUGGUUCGUCCACGAUUUCAGCACAGAGGACGGUGCGGAAUCCGCCGCUGAUUGCUCCCACAUGGACGGGAAUAAGCUGCUGAGCGGCUCGGCCUCACACGGCGACGUUACCGCUCAACACCACCCGGCCACACCGCAGAGACAGGCGUCGACCGCCAGCAAGAACACCACCACCAACAGCACCGGCAGCACCGCGGCGGGCAGCAGGAAAACAUCAGCCUCAUACUCCUUCUGCGUCUGGUUCGGCCAGUCUCUCAUCCACAUCCUCCAGCUGGGACAGAUAUGGAGGUAUCUCCAUACUAUCUACCUGGGCAUUCGGAGUCGUCAGAGUGCUGAGACAGAGCGCUGGCGUUACUACUGGAGGAUGGUCUAUGAGUUUGCAGAUGUGAGCAUGUUGCAUCUACUGGCAACCUUUCUGGAGAGCGCUCCACAACUGGUGCUGCAGCUCUGCAUCAUCAUACAGACACACAAGCUUCAGGCUGUACAAGGUAUGACAGCAGCAGCUUCCCUCGUGUCUCUGGCCUGGGCCUUGGCCUCCUAUCAGAAGGCCCUGCGAGAGUCUCGAGAUGACAAGAAGCCCAUCAGCUACCUGGCUGUCAUGAUCCAGUUCUGCUGGCACUUCUUCACCAUUGCAGCAAGAGUCAUCACCUUUGCCCUGUUUGCCUCUGUGUUCCAACUCUACUUUGGCAUCUUUAUUGUCCUGCACUGGUGCAUCAUGACCUUCUGGAUUGUCCACUGUGAGACAGACUUCUGCAUCAGCAAGUGGGAAGAGAUUGUCUUUGACAUGGUGGUGGGCAUCAUCUACAUCUUUUCCUGGUUUAAUGUCAAAGAAGGACGGACAAGGUGUCGGCUGUUCAUCUAUUACCUAGUGAUACUAGUGGAGAAUGCAGCUCUCAGUGCAUUGUGGUAUCUCUACCGGUCACCUCACACCACAGACUCCUUUGCAGUGCCAGCACUCUGCGUCAUCUUUAGUAGUUUCCUCACCGGCGUGGUUUUCUUACUCAUGUACUAUGCUUUUUUCCAUCCCAAUGGGCCACGCUUUGGGCGCUCACCAAGCGGCCAAGGCCUCGACCUGGACCCCACUGCUCAGUUCUCCACACUACCACCCGAGGGUGCCACCAACUCACUGCGAUCCAACCGGGGAGCCACCACAACCCUGGAGCGUGACAUGGGGAAGUAUUCUGAGCGGGAUGGCUGCAUGCCCGUGUUUCAGGUCCGACCCACAGUGCCAUCCACACCAUCAUCUCGUGCUCCACGCCUUGAAGAGACCGUCAUUAAGAUCGACCUUUGUAGAAACCACUACCCAGCCUGGGAGCGCCAUGUCCUUGACCGCAGUAUACGCAAGGCAAUUCUGGCCAUAGACAGCUCCCUGACUCCUCCACGGCUGCAGUACAAAGAUGAUGCUUUUGUGCAGGAGAGGUUAGAAUAUGAAACUACAUUAUAG